Messenger RNA from Diachasmimorpha longicaudata, 612 nucleotides. RefSeq lists its product as uncharacterized. The coding region runs from base 1 to 354 and encodes 117 amino acids. NCBI's taxonomy places the organism in Eukaryota, Metazoa, Arthropoda, Insecta, Hymenoptera, Braconidae. The transcript is spliced from 3 exons. The record is from RefSeq and is a predicted model, not a curated record.
AUGUGGUGGAGAUACAUCUGUGGGGAUUGUCGCUGUUUACAUGUGUUAAUUUACCAUCGAAAAUGGGCGGAUGAUCGGUGCGUGGAGCUCAUUAAUUCGAAUAGUGAGGUUUGGGGAUUUGUGUUGGUGAAGGGAUUUGUGUGGGUUUCUCAUCGUCGAGGGGACAGGUGUGUGCACGACUGGGAACAAACGAGUUUUGAUUACACGUGGGGAUUCAGUGAUAACGAAGUGCGUCGGAGAGGAAGAUUUUUGGACGGCAUUGGGACGCUACGACUCCCGCCAAAAGUACAAACGGGAGAAGCCAUUAGUCCAGGUGUAAAUAAAGCGGAAGUCAGCGAAGUAUCCACCCAUUGAAGUGGAAUAUUCCAAGUAAGGGCGUCAAGUGGAUUAUCACUGAUACAGACAAGCUGGCGUGAUUCGCGUGCGUGAUGUGCAUUAUAUCGAGGUUUCGUCUUGAUGGGCUGACCACGGAAUAUAACGCGAUGCUCCUGCCCCUGGAUAUUUCCCACUGUCUCGUCGAGAUAACAGCAACGCUCUGUUGUCUUGCCAUAUCUGUUGACUUCAAUAGCGUCUGGAUCGGCACGACUCAAGAGAACUUCGUUUGUGUGGCCA